Funneliformis caledonium is the source of this 633-nucleotide messenger RNA. Lineage: Eukaryota; Fungi; Glomeromycota; Glomeromycetes; Glomerales; Glomeraceae. The record is from the annotation of a GenBank genome assembly.
AUGCCACAAUACUGUAAGCAACUUGAUUGUAGAAAAGGAGCUUCAUUUGGUCCAAAAGAUUCAAAAACUCCAUACUAUUGUGCUAUGCAUAAGCCAGUUAAUUAUGUCAACGUGAAGACACAGUGUCGAGAAGAUGGCUGUUACAAAUUUCCUCAUUUCAGUUUUCCUGGAUCAAUAGCAACCUCAUUUGUCACUCAUAUGAAAGAAGGAAUGAUCCAUUUGAAGGCCAGAACAUGCUUAGAACCUGGAUGUAAUACACAUGCAGUUUUUAAUGUUGUUAGCGCAGAUAAGGGCAAAUAUUGCACUAAACACAAACAACAAGAAAUGAUUGAUAUCCAAACCAAACUUUUCUACAUAAGCAGUAUGGAAAAAAUACAAGGUCAAUAUUGUGUUAGUUACAAAACGGCUGAUAUGGUUAAUGUAGUAAAUCGGCAGUGUGAGAAAGCUGGUUGCAUGACCUUCCCUUCUUUUAAUCUUUUGGAAGAAAAAAGUGCACGUUUCUGUGAAGUCCACCGAAAUCCUGAAAUGGUCAAUGUUAUUGGCCCAAAGUGUAAUAAUAUUAGUUGCCAAAAAGAACACUAUAUGGAAUACCUGGCUAUAAAAUGUCACAAUGUGACAUACAUAAAAACAAAG